Messenger RNA from Pneumocystis carinii B80, 658 nucleotides. RefSeq lists its product as hypothetical. The transcript has 6 exons. Gene Ontology annotation, biological process: protein retention in ER lumen; retrograde vesicle-mediated transport, Golgi to endoplasmic reticulum. Bases 47 to 616 code for a protein of 189 amino acids. The record is from RefSeq and is a predicted model, not a curated record. Gene Ontology annotation, cellular component: Golgi membrane. NCBI's taxonomy places the organism in Eukaryota, Fungi, Ascomycota, Pneumocystomycetes, Pneumocystales, Pneumocystaceae.
AUAAGACGCAUACAUCGCGCAUAUAUAUAGUUUAUUUCAAGAUAAUAUGGUAGAUAUGGAGAAUUUAGCGUUUUCAGAGUCAUUUACAACAAUGUUUACUAUAAAAAAGACACGUUUUGCUCAACAAUUUCAAGCUUUACUUGAUAAAUCUACACCAUAUAAGGCAUGGCGAUGGGCUGGAUCUCUUGGGUUAUUAGUUUUAUUUAUGAUAAGGAUUUUAGUAGUUCAAGGAUGGUAUAUUGUAUGUUAUGCUUUAUGGAUUUAUCUUUUGAAUUUAUUUCUUGCUUUUCUUACGCCUAAACUUGAUUUUCCGCUUGAACAAGAUUUACAAGAUGAAGAUGCAGAAGUACGAUUGCCUCUUCAUCAAGAUGAAGAAUUUCGGCCAUUUAUUCGAAGACUUCCGGAAUUUAAGUUUUGGUAUUCUGCAACACGAGUGAUUUUUAUAGCUUUUAUCUGCAGUUUUAUUCCUUUCUUUGAUAUUCCAGUAUUUUGGCCAAUUUUGCUGAUAUAUUUUUGUAUUCUUUUUGCAUUUACCAUGCGUAGACAAAUUAAACAUAUGAUAAAGUAUAGAUAUGUUCCUUUUGAUAUUGGGAAAAAACGGUUCUCUUCAAAAUAAGAAUGGUGUAUUAUGAUUAUUAUUCGCUUAAAAAAAAUAUUG